Molecule: messenger RNA, 1687 nt
Organism: Carassius auratus (goldfish)
Lineage: Eukaryota; Metazoa; Chordata; Actinopteri; Cypriniformes; Cyprinidae
Product: solute carrier family 25 member 39-like
Exons: 12
Coding region: 166-1233 (355 amino acids)
Biological process (GO): mitochondrial transmembrane transport
Cellular component (GO): mitochondrion
Source: RefSeq, a predicted model, not a curated record
GUCCGCCAGGGGCGCAGUGUUUUUGACGUAGCCCCGCUGCGCUGCGGUUCUGGGGGAUUGAGACGCUCUGCUCGGUCGGCGGAGGAGAGGAGAGUCUCACUUCACAAUGAAACGAACACAACCGAUGCACGAAAAACCUCCGAUUUAGAAAGGUGGACCGGCAGGAUGGGGGAAGGGCCUUCAGCUGCUAUUACACCUGUGCAGCAGAUGCUUGCGUCUGGCACCGGGGCUGUACUAACAUCUCUUUUUGUCACACCACUGGAUGUAGUGAAGAUCAGACUUCAAGCCCAGCAAACUUCCCUCUAUCAAGCCCUAGGACCAGAGUCAAGGCCCUGGGCUGGGGUCAUCCGCCCUUCAAAAUGGAAAUGCUUCCUCUAUUGUAACGGGCUGAUGGAGCACGUCUAUGUGUGUCAGAAUAUGUCAAGUUGCUCCAGCUGGUAUAAAACCCCUACCCACUUCAGCGGGACCGUGGAUGCAUUUGUAAAGAUUACUCGUAAUGAGGGGCUCAGGUCUCUGUGGAGCGGACUUCCUCCCACACUGGUGAUGGCGGUUCCUGCCACAGUCAUCUAUUUCACCUGUUAUGACCAGCUGCGAGACUUCCUGCGCUACAGCAUGGGCUAUCAGGGGGACUAUAUCCCCCUCAUAGCGGGAGGGUUAGCAAGAUUGGGAGCGGUGUCUGUGAUCAGCCCUCUGGAGUUAGUUCGGACUAAGAUGCAGUCCCGCAAGCUCCCGUACAGCGAGCUGAUGGUGUGUAUCCGCUCGGCUGUGGCUCAGGACGGCUGGUUAUCUCUUUGGAGAGGCUGGGGACCCACUGUUCUUCGGGACGUGCCCUUUUCUGCCCUGUACUGGUUUAACUAUGAGCUAGUGAAGGCACAGCUGUGUGAGCAGUACAGGGCACCACAGACCUCAUUCAGCAUCAGUUUUACAGCAGGGGCCGUCUCAGGAGCAAUUGCUGCAAUUCUGACCCUGCCAUUUGAUGUGGUGAAAACACGCAAGCAAAUCCAGUUAGGAGAAAUGGAGGCUCUUGGAGCAGUCUCUGUGAAGAAACCAUCCUCCACAUGGAACAUGAUGAGGAAUAUCUGGAUUGACAUGGGAUACAGGGGUUUGUUUGCAGGUUUUCUUCCAAGAGUGAUCAAAGUUGCUCCCGCCUGUGCUGUCAUGAUCAGCACUUAUGAGUUCGGGAAGACUUUCUUUCAGGAGCGUAAUCUGAAUCGGGCCAGAUGUGGACUUUGAGAUGAGCGGGAGGAACAGAGGUUUGUCCAGGAUAAUGAGGAAGCUGAGAGAGACUCCUUGCCAACACAGAGGACUUUAACAAAGCUUUGAGUUAGCUCUCUGGGGGAAAAAGAAACUAUGAUUGUUGGGUGAGGUGUCCACUGACUGACACAAGGAAUAAAAGCUGUGAGACGUAAACCACUACUUGAGAUGAAAGACUUCCGUUAUGAUGCAUCAAUAAAUGCAGUUUCCCCAAAAACCCUGUGAUGCCUUAAAGAACAGUACCAAAGCAUGUUGGCAGAAACACUACCUCCCCAUAAUGCCCCACUCAGUGAAAUGGCUGCCGGUUGACCGUGACUUCCAGGUUGUAGUAUCUGCAGUGCAUGACUUAAGUCCCUUUUAUUAAAGACACAGUGCUGCCCUCUGCUGUUCAUGUUGAAACCUCAGACUGAACGGAUAAACUGCUCAAAACUGA